UAAUACUUUCUGAUACGACAUAUAAUGUAUACAAACACUGAUAUAAUAGUACCAUAACAGAUUCGGGGCAAGACACAUCGAAGACACAAGUAAGAUUCCUUAAGAAGAACUACAUUAUUUCAAUCGACGCAGUCAUCGCAAAUCGUGAAUUUUUUGUCAACAACGCUGAUCUUCACACUGUCAUUAAAUCGAUAUCGAUAAAAGUGUGAUGCGGAUGUUAGGAUUGAUCGAAUCACGUCAUCUGCUGACUAUUGCAACUCGUGCCGAUACCUGUAAUGUCAGGUACAUAAGUAAUCUUAAGGGCAAGAUAAUAGCCAUAAGACGAGAGGACCAAUCAGUAUGGGAGAGAAGAGCACCAUUAGCCCCGGCGAACGUUCGCCACCUCGUCAGGUCGGGCGUGAAGGUGAUCGUGCAGCCCAGCAACCGACGAGCGUAUCCUGCCCAAGCGUACCAAGCGGCAGGUGCCCUGCUUCAGGAGGACAUCAGCUCGGCCUCGGUCAUCUUCGGCGUCAAACAGGUACCUGUGGACCAGUUGAUCCCCAACAAGACGUACUGCUUCUUCUCGCACACCAUCAAGGCGCAAGAGAGUAAUAUGCCCCUCCUGGACGCGAUCCUGGAGAAGAACAUACGUUUCCUGGAUUACGAGAAGCUUACCGACGCCGAUGGUCAGCGAGUAGUCGCCUUUGGCAAAUACGCCGGGGUGGCUGGUAUGGUGAAUAUAUUGCACGGCUUGGGCUUGAGAUUGCUAGCCUUGGGUCAUCACACCCCAUUUAUGCAUAUUGGACCGGCACACAACUACCGGGACUCGGCGAUGGCUCGCCAAGCGAUCCGCGGCGCCGGAUAUGAGAUUGCUCUGGGUGCCAUGCCCAAGUCAAUUGGCCCGUUGACCUUUGUUUUCACAGGCAGUGGUAACGUCAGCCAAGGAGGCCAGGAGGUCUUCCAAGAGCUGCCUCACGAAUACGUGCCGCCCGAAAUGCUGCGGAAAGUCGCCGAGCAUGGUGAUACGACAAAGAUAUACGGCUGCGAGGUACGACGUAGACAUCACUUGGAGAGGAAGGAGGACGGCGGUUUCGAUCCCGAAGAGUACGAUCAACAUCCGGAAUUAUAUCUCUCCACCUUUAGCAAGAAGAUAGCACCGUACGCGUCGGUCAUCAUCAAUGGAAUAUACUGGGCCGUGGAUUCACCAAAAUUGUUGACAAUACCGGACGCAAAGUAUCUGCUCAGACCUGCUCAUACACCAUGGUUGCCGACAAGCGUCGGUGCACCUGCCUUGCCGCACAGGAUGCUCGCUAUUUGCGACAUAUCCGCGGAUCCUGGCGGCAGCAUCGAGUUCAUGAACGAGUGCACGACAAUUGAUACGCCAUUUUGUCUAUACGAUGCUGAUCACAAUAAGGAUAUGAAGUCCUUCAAAGGUCCCGGCGUGCUCGUCUGCUCGAUCGACAAUAUGCCUACGCAACUGCCGAAAGAAUCGACGGAUUUUUUCGGUAAUCUCUUGUAUCCGUACGCUUUGGACAUCAUACGAUCGGAUGCGAAGAAGCCACUGGAAGAACAUAAUUUCACUCCAGCGGUGCAUGCAGCCAUCAUGGCGUCCAACGGGAAACUGACGCCCAAUUUCCAAUAUAUCCAAGAACUUAGACAGCUAAAUCAGCGCAGCAAGCACAAAGAUAAUAGAGAGCUACAAAGGAAUACGGUAGUCGUUCUCGGCGCAGGAUACGUCUCUGCGCCUUUGGUCGAAUAUCUGCACAGGGACACGAAUGUAAGACUGGUGGUGGCGUCGCAAUUGAAGGACGAGGCCGAUGUGCUGGCCAAUCGAUUUCCAGGAGUGGAGCCGGUCUUUCUGAAUGUGCUAGAUCGACCAGAUACCUUACAUGACGUGCUGAAGUCGGCGAACGUGGUCGUCUCCCUGUUACCCUAUUCGUUGCAUCAUGUCAUCGCUAAAGCUUGCAUCGAGACCAAGACUCAUUUGGUAACAGCCAGCUAUAUGAAUGAUAACGUCAAAGCGCUACAUGAAGAAGCUCAACAAGCUGAUGUCACUGUGCUGAAUGAAAUCGGAUUGGAUCCGGGCAUCGAUCAUCUAUUGGCGAUCGAGUGUUUCGACGACGUGAGACAAGCAGGUGGUAAAAUAGAGUCCUUCGUCUCGUGGUGCGGAGGUUUGCCCGCACCCGAAUGCUCCUAUAAUCCUUUGAGAUAUAAAUUCAGUUGGUCUCCACGAGGUGCAUUGCUGAAUACCUUGGCACCGGCAAAAUAUCUUCAUGCAGGCCAGGAAGUGGAGAUCGCCGGGGGUGGCGAUCUGAUGUCCGCUGUACAGGAACUAGACUUUCUCCCUGGCUUCGCCCUGGAAGGUUUCCCCAAUCGUGAUAGCAUCGUGUACAGGGAUUACUACGGUUUGCAGAACGCGGAUACCGUGCUGCGAGGAACGCUCAGAUUCAAGGGCUUCUCGGAUACCGUGUUGGGUCUGCAAUUGCUCGGCCUGAUCGAUCCCAAUCCAGAUCCAAUCUUGCAUCCGAACGGACCGGACAUCACCUGGCGAAUGUUGGUGUGCAACCUGCUUGGUCUAGCGAACAACAAUAUCUUCUAUGAGAAUCUGAAGCAGAAAUUGGCAGAAAGGGUGAAUUCGUGGGAACGUGUCAAGGCCAUCGAGGAUCUCGGUCUUCUUCAGGAGGACUUGGUCUUGAAACUAAACACUCCUCUCGAUACGCUUACGCAUUAUUUGUCGAAGAAACUCUAUUACGAGAAAAACGAACGCGAUUUAGUGAUAUUAAGACAUGAUAUAGGUAUACUUUGGCCGGACAGCAGAAGAGAAGCCAGAGGCAUCAACUUGGUGCUUUAUGGAGACAUUGCCGGACACUCUGCAAUGGCGCGUACCGUCGGGUAUCCCACGGCCAUCGCUGUCAAAAUGAUCCUGGAUGGUGAAAUUCAGCAGCGUGGAAUGGUGCUACCUUUUACGCCGGAUAUAUAUCGACCUAUUCUUAAUCGGUUGAAAGCUGAAGGCGUAGAAUCCUUCGAGUCUUCCAAGUGGUUGUGAUUCAUUCACAAUAAACUGCCAUAAUUUUCUAACAA
Molecule: messenger RNA, 3060 nt
Organism: Camponotus floridanus (Florida carpenter ant)
Lineage: Eukaryota; Metazoa; Arthropoda; Insecta; Hymenoptera; Formicidae
Gene: LKRSDH
Product: alpha-aminoadipic semialdehyde synthase, mitochondrial
Exons: 10
Coding region: 209-3025 (938 amino acids)
Cellular component (GO): cytoplasm
Molecular function (GO): saccharopine dehydrogenase activity
Source: RefSeq, a predicted model, not a curated record